CCGUUUCCCGCCCUGGGCAUCAUGAGCUACUUCCUAUCUUAUUGCAAAGCUCAUUGCGGCGCGUUGCUCACCGGCUACCAGGCCCUGCGCGCCGAGGGCUUCCUGUGUGAUGUGACGUUGGAGGCCGAGGGCAGCGAGUUCCCGGCGCACAGGUCGCUCCUGGCUUGCUCCAGCGACUACUUCAGGGCCCUGUUCAAAAGCCACAACCGGGAAUCCCGGGCGCGCGUGAUCCACCUGCACGUGCCGUCGGCGGCCGGCCUGCAGCGCCUGCUGGACUUCAUCUACACCGCCUGGCUGCCGCUCUCCAUGGACACUGUGGAGGACACGCUGGAGGCCGCCAGCUACCUGCAGGUCACCGAGGCCCUGGAGCUGUGCGGUCGCUACCUGGAAAGCCAGCUCGCCCCGGAGAACUGCUGCUUCGCCGCCAAUAUGGCGGCGCGCUUCGGCCUGACACACACGCUGGAUGCGGCGGAGCGCUGCAUCGUGCACCACUUGCGCGAGAUGUUGGCGCGGGGCGCGGACCCCGUGGGGCUGCUGGAACUCAACCCCGCGUCGCUGAGGGUUGUGUUGGGUGCCCCCGACAUGGCGUGUGUGCCCGAGGCCCAGCUGCUGGGCCUGACCCUGGCCUGGCUUCGGCGGGAGCCGGCGACUGAGCGCCUGGCACACUGCGCCAGGCUGCUCGAGCGCGUGCGCUUCGGCCUGGUGCCGGUCGACGUGCUGCGGCGCGUGUACUCCGGCUCCGGCCUCGCGCUGCCCGCCCUCAUCAAAGGCCUAAUCAUCCAGGCCCUCAACUACCAUACAGCGCCUUCCCGCCAGCCACUCGUGCAGGGCGAGCAGACCAGCGUCCGGAGCCCCCAAACCCGCAUCUUGUUGGUCGGGGGACGCAGGGCGCGGGAGGUGGUGACUGAGGAGGUCGCGGCCCCGCGGGUGGUAGCCAGGGUCAGGAUCGUCGCGGCUGAGCCAGAGGAGGAGGGCGAGGAGGAGGAGGAAGGAGAGGUGGAGGAGGAGGAAGGGGAGGUGAAAGAGGAGGAAUGGGUGCUGACUCAAGACGUGGUGGCCUUCGACGUUUACAACCACCGCUGGCAGAACCUCACGCGGCUGCCCGCCCCGCUGCUGGGGCAUAGCGUGUGCGUCGCGGGCAAUUUCCUGUUCGUCCUGGGCGGGGAGAGCCCUUUGAGCAGCGCCUCCUCUCCCGCGGCCGACGGCUCGCGGCCUGUCACGGCCCAAGUGCACCGUUAUGACCCGCGCUUCCACGCCUGGACGUCUGUGCCCCCCAUGCUGGAGGCGCGAGCCCAUUUUUGGUGCGGCGCGGUGGGCGAGGGGCUCCUGGCUGUCGGGGGCCUGGGCGCGGGCGGCGAAGCGCUCGCCUCGGUGGAGAUGUACGACCUACGCCGGGACCGCUGGGUGGUGGCCGGGGCGCUGCCGCGGGCGCUGCACGGCCACGCGGGGGCCGUCGGGGACCGCGGCGUAGUGUACAUCUCGGGGGGCAAGGCGGGGCGAGGCGAGGGCGGCGGGAGCAGCCUCCGGGACUUGUACGCCCUGGGGCCUGGGGAGCGGGAGUGGAGGAGAAAGGAGUCCAUGGGCACGGCCCGCUUCGGGCACCACAUGGCCGCGCUGCGCGGUGCGGUGUUCGUCUUUCUGGGGCUCUACGAGCCGUUUUCUGAAAUCGAGCGCUACGACCCGGGCGCAGACCAGUGGACUCGGCUGCGGCUGCUGCCCUACGACCGCUUCUGCUAUGGGCUGGCAGUGGUGGAGGAGACGGUGCUGCUCCUGGGCGGGCUGAAGUGGCGGGACUCGCGCCAGGUGCCUACCCGCAACGUGGUGGGUUACAACCUGGACCUGGACCGCUGGGAGGACAUCGACUGCGCGCUGCCCUGGGCCUGGAGCGGCCUGCAGUGUGCAGUGCUGCAGCUGCCCGAGGGUGGGGACGAGAGGGAGGGAGAACCUGGAAAGGCGCCAGAUUUAGUGAUGGGGAUAAUGGGUUAGUUCAUUCUCCUUCAGCCGAGGGAGGAGAAAGUCGAACUUGACCAGGCUUAUGGAGAAACAGAUGGGCUUUUCCUAAGAAUGGGAAUGUGGGAGCAGGGUGUCUUCUGAAGGUUAAGGAGGCAAACAAGGCCUUGGCCAAAGAGGAACAUUUCCCCUUGAGCAUGGAGACAGCAGGGGGGAAAUAGAAGGAUAUAUGAAUCAGCUUCAGUGAGCUGGCAAUUUCCAGAAAGACUUAUGCUGAGCUAGAGAUGGACUUUCCAAAAUAAAAUCUGAUCCUGUUUUCCCUCUUGUACUUAAAGUGUUUCCCAAGCUGCUAAACAGUGAUUAAUUUUGUGCCCCAUCCCCCAAAAAAGAGUAAAAUAUAUACCAAGUGACAUUAUAUACAAAACCCAGACAACUGUGGACUGUAAAGGCUGUAAUGAAUAACCUUAGAAGAUGGUAUUAUCUGAAUAAAUAGUGAAGGGAAAGUGCCCUUGUUAAACAGCAUGAAAUCAUUGCGAAGAGAACUUUGAUGCUAUGAUACAGAGCCAUGAUUAUAGUUCUGCUCUGAUGGUUUGAUAAAAACAUGGAACUGAGGGAAAAAAAGUCUCUCAUAAAGCACGGUGUGUGCCUGUGUGUGUGAAAAGCAUCCUACCUUGAGUUUUUUUUGUCCCCUACCCCUAAUCUGCCUUUGCCCUGGCUUUAGGGAGCUUGUUGGUUUUGAAUAAUAUUUAAGCAACCCUUAGCCAUGAUAAUCAAGCUCUUCAGGUUAAGUGGAACAUCUAAGAAAGACAAAACAAAAGUCUAUUUCUUUCAUCCUCUUUAAAUGUUCAUUCUACAGACAUACUGUAGUUUGUUAAAAAAAAAAAAUAUUAUUUUUGGUGGUUCUCCCUCCUCUCCCACUUCCCCAAAAGAAUCACAGAGAAAAGAGAGUAGAUGAAAUUUUAAAGUCUGUGUCAGGUAGAUGGGAAACCAGCUUGAUUUUUUUCAGGGUCUCAGAGAAGAUACUUGUAUACACUGAACAGGUGCUUCUUCUGGCUUCUACCACCUGUGGGGUGGCAAGGUUAGAACUUAUAACUGGGUAGGACAAUGGUUGUGUGAUUAGAUCUCAAGUAAAUGUGGUAAGGAGUUUGUAUGAAUAAAGUAGGUGCUUUAUAAGGAUUCAUUAAGAGCUGAAUUUAUUUGAUUUCAGUUUACAGUGCUGCCUCUCUCCUAGAUUUGAAACGAAUGCAAUAAAAUGUACAGAUAUAUAGUGUUAAAAGGUCUCUUUCAUGCUAGGCUAGCUACGAGUCUUAAAAUUCAUUAGUUUAAUUUUUACCAUUUAAAACA
Choloepus didactylus (southern two-toed sloth) is the source of this 3294-nucleotide messenger RNA. It is a transcript of the gene KLHL34, whose product is annotated as kelch like family member 34. The record is from RefSeq and is a predicted model, not a curated record. Gene Ontology annotation, molecular function: protein binding. The transcript has a single exon. Bases 22 to 1986 code for a protein of 654 amino acids. NCBI's taxonomy places the organism in Eukaryota, Metazoa, Chordata, Mammalia, Pilosa, Megalonychidae.